AUGUGGUCUUAUUUAGUCGUUUUAAUUUCUAUAUUUUCGUUUUCCAUAUGCUGGUUGUCCACCGGACACUGCAUCAACUCCACUACUGCUCUCUUUCCUACUUCCCCACUCUCUUUCAUGCUUCCCCACUCUCGUUUCUUGCAGUUUCAGAGCGUGCAAAACGGCCUGAAGAGGAGGAGCACAAAGAGCUAUUCAACUACGGCGAUGACGGCGAAUUGCUGGGUGAUGGUUUGUCAACACCUGUCAGCUAAUGUCUUUAUGGAGGUUAAAACAAAUUCCGCAUUUAUGUUUGGUAAAAAUCGUCGUUAGGCAGCUUGCCGAAUGGAUUCACAUCGUCAUCAUGUUUGGCAAUCGUAACCGCUCCACUGAUGUAGUACUACCGAUGCCUCGUCUCAUGGUAUCCUAAUUCUUCUUGUAGCAGCGUCUUCGACCGUUUCUAACCUACCGCAGCCGGUGGUUCCCUGUUACAGCUAUCACCCGGGAUCGUGACGAUACCGCACUCCAAACAAGGCGAAAAGACCGGAACCACUCAGAUGAGCAGGACGAGUGGUGGGUGAGGUACUCGUACUACAUCUAGUUCUGGUUUUUGCGUGGUGACGUGACCACAUACUUGUUGUAUUACAUCAUGAUCUUCCCUGCCUUAUCAUCUUACGCCUGAUGUCUCUCCAACAAAUUUUCCUCCAGAUAAUUUGGCUGCGGCUCUCGCAGACCCGGAACCUAUCAGUGUAUAAGCCAAGUAAAGGGGAAGAUGGGGAUGUGAUACGAACGCAGCAAUGAGAUUGAAUUGAUAGAAAAAAAUGUACACCUAUUCAUUGAACUCGAAACGAACGACACUGAUAUUGAAUGAACGCACAACUACAGCUGAAGUACUUACUACAAAUGAACAUACAACUUCUUCUGACGAAUUUUGGUUGUGUCGAAAUGGAUGCUAUACAUAGAAGUUCUUUUAAUAAUGCAUUACGGCUUAACUACUUCUGCGACAAGCAACUUACAAAUCAAUGAGUACUAAGCUUCUACUGACGAUGACUUCAUCAGGCUUUCCAUAUAUAAAAUGCCAACCCCAAGAGAGACCUGACUGCUGCAGAGGACCAUAUGUGUGCUAGAAACAAAAUCUAUGUGUAGAAAGAUAAACCCGCUGAAUGAACACUUCGCCUUCUAGAAAGAAUCCGCAUGGAAAACCAAACGGCUUUCAUCGCGACACUCUUUGAAGAUGGUGUCUUCAUCAAUCUAUCAUCUGCUCUGUCCUCUUAAAAAGAUACAAGUGUGCUGCACUGAGGUUGAAAACAAUCUUCAAUUUUGUUCUUGCCAGCACCGCAGGCAGCUAGGGCCAUUCGAG
Amoebophrya sp. A25 is the source of this 1336-nucleotide messenger RNA. NCBI's taxonomy places the organism in Eukaryota, Dinophyceae, Syndiniales, Amoebophryaceae. The record is from the annotation of a GenBank genome assembly.